UUUGUGCUUUUUACAUUUCCCUCCAUUUCCUCCUCCUCUGUGUUUCGUAUGACCCGUCUCUAUGUUUCGAAGCCCUUUCCUUCGUUAUCUGUGCUUUCGGACAAGCACCGUCCUCUCUGUGCCUUCGAUUAACGAAGACCAUCGAAGCCCAUCCUUCCCUCUCCGUGCCUUUGAUUUACGAAGAGCAUUGAAGCCCCGAAGCCCCAUCUCUGUGUUUCGAUUUACGAAGACCAUCGAAGCCCCGAAACCUCAUCUCUGUGUAUUUCUGCGUUUUUGUCUCUGUGCCUCUAUGUAUUUUCCUUUCAUCCCGAGUUCUUCCUUUCAUCUCAAAGCCCUUCCAUUUCCCUUCAUCCCAAGUUCUCACCUCCCUUGAAGAUGACCCAGUAGACAUCCCUCCCUCCUAACCCUAACCCAGCCCAUUCCCUUCAUCCCAAGUUCUCACCUCCCUCAAAGCUCAGUUAUUGCGACAAUGGGUCAAUAAGGACAUUGUCUUUCUGUUAUUUACUAACGAUUACUCUUUUUUUAGGAUUCAAAGAAUAAAAAUUAUGAUUAUGCUACUACCCUAAUGUUUUUCAAUAUUUUAUACCCUGUGAUCUCUGUCUCUCAAGAUGUUUCUUGGUAAGGAACAACGAGUGAGUAGAUUUUUUUCUUGACCAGAUUUGGGAUAUUUCAAUGCAGGUUUGGGAUAUUUGUAUCAAGGCACAGAUUUUUGCUCUAACUGGGCACGAUAACACCAUUUGCUCGGUGUUUACUCGACCUGUGGAUCCAAAGUUGUUACUGGCUCUCAUGACUCAACCAUCAAGUUUUGGGACCUCAGAUUCGCUUUUUCCAUAUGAACCGCAUAUAAACUGUUGCCUGGCAGGAAAAACAAUGCUUACUCUCACUCACCAUAAAAAGUUGGUGCGAGCAAUGGCACCGAAUCCUAAAGAGAAUUGUUUUACGUCUGCUUCAGCUGACAACAUUAAGAAAUUUAACCUCCCGAAAGGGGAAUUCUUACACAACAUGCUUGGUGGUUUAUUUAUACAGCUCCCAACAAAAAACUAUAAUCAAUGCAAUGUGGCUAUCAAUGUGGAGGGUGUGUUGGCCACAGGAGGUGACAAUGGCAGUCUUUGGUUCUGGGAUUGGAAGAGUGAUCACAAUUUUCAGCAAGCCCAAACAAUUGUACAACCUGGCUCAUUGGAUAGUGAAGCUGGAAUCUAUGCUACAUGCUACGACUUAACUGGUUCAAGGCUUGUUACUUGUGAGGCUGACAAGACAAUUAAAAUGUGGAAGGAAGAUGAGAAUGCCACACCAGAAACUCAUCCCAUUAAUUUUAAGCCACCUAAAGAUAUUCGAUGGUUCUAGUGGUCAUCCUACUCUUUUUCUUCGGUUGGUUAUAUUCAGUUCACGUUGAUAUGGAAAAUGUGUAGCAAAAUUAGAACUGUAAUGUGUGUACACAAUUUGCUUUAUUAAAUACACAGGACUUUCCGGGGAAUAUGUUUUUGUAAGCUUUGAUGUAACGUCAAGACCUGUAGGCAGAAAUUUGAAUAUAUUUGGUUUUUAUAGAAGUUUUCAUUGUACUAAAAUCUUUAGCUGUUGUUGUAGAGUGACUGGUGUUGCUCAAAACUAUUGAAACAUUAGCGACUUGUAGUUGUAAUUUCUCAAAUUAGUGCCAGUUUUCAUCA
Messenger RNA from Carya illinoinensis, 1664 nucleotides. Its product is annotated as protein pleiotropic regulatory locus 1-like. Gene Ontology annotation, molecular function: protein binding. The record is from RefSeq and is a predicted model, not a curated record. The coding region runs from base 673 to 1344 and encodes 223 amino acids. Gene Ontology annotation, biological process: mRNA splicing, via spliceosome. The transcript is spliced from 7 exons. Gene Ontology annotation, cellular component: precatalytic spliceosome; Prp19 complex; catalytic step 2 spliceosome. NCBI's taxonomy places the organism in Eukaryota, Viridiplantae, Streptophyta, Magnoliopsida, Fagales, Juglandaceae.